CUGACAGAGUCGAAAAUUUAUUGCAUAUGGAGUUCAAAGAUUUGCUUGCUGCCUUUUUUGGCCGAAUUAAUACACCGUCACGAGACCAAGUCAAUCAAAACGCGUGCCAUAAGAUGUAUGCUAUUCCCAGCUGAUUAAACAUUGAUUAAAUGGAACCCUACGGAAACCGUUCCAGUCGCCCUUGUUCAUCAUUCCCAACAUGUUGGUCAAUCUCUCCUUACUGUUCGUCCUGUUGGGUGGUAUUAUUCAUCUCAGUGAAGCUCAGACAACAGAUUGCUCGAAUACGUGUAUGCUUCGAGCAAGAUGCACUCCCUACUAUAAGGAUCUGGUCUGGUCAGUGGUGGAUCGCGUUUGUCGCGUCUUUCAGAACGGUUGCAUCUUUGCCAAUGAAAAUUGCAUGAGAGCCAAUCGCUGCUUGCCACCCAUGGUAGCCACUACGAAGGAGGAGUGUACGAAGGAGAUCUACUGUCCAAGAUGGUGUUCUCGGGGAGCACCGCGGGUCUGUGCCUGGUUUCCCUAUACAGACAGUAAUGGGAAUACCGGCGGUCGAGACAUGACAUUCGGAAGUCGCUGUCUACUAGAUAUGUACGCCUGCCGUCAUGCAGAAGCGUAUGUCAACGAACCACGGAUUGGAUCAUGCACAUAAGAUGUCAAAUUAAAUGAAUAUUUACCAAUAAAUGCGAGCUAUAUUGUAUGAUUUUUUAUUUAUACAAGUGGUC
Drosophila santomea is the source of this 719-nucleotide messenger RNA. RefSeq names its product salivary glue protein Sgs-5. The transcript is spliced from 5 exons. NCBI's taxonomy places the organism in Eukaryota, Metazoa, Arthropoda, Insecta, Diptera, Drosophilidae. The record is from RefSeq and is a predicted model, not a curated record. Bases 200 to 646 code for a protein of 148 amino acids.